Messenger RNA from Marmota flaviventris (yellow-bellied marmot), 1748 nucleotides. It is a transcript of the gene Etv7, whose product is annotated as ETS variant transcription factor 7. Gene Ontology annotation, molecular function: sequence-specific DNA binding; DNA-binding transcription factor activity, RNA polymerase II-specific. Gene Ontology annotation, biological process: regulation of transcription by RNA polymerase II; cell differentiation. Lineage: Eukaryota; Metazoa; Chordata; Mammalia; Rodentia; Sciuridae. Gene Ontology annotation, cellular component: nucleus. The record is from RefSeq and is a predicted model, not a curated record.
CUUUCGUUUUCGUUUCCCGGAAGGAUAGCGCCUACCCCAGCGCCUCGCGCGCCUGCUCGCGGGGCCCAGGGUUCACGCCCCGGCGCUUCUCGCCAGAUUUCGCCCCAGGCGACCUUUCAGUUCUCAGCGCCCAGCGAGGGGCCUCGGGGAGAGGGGCAAGGAGCACCGCCCAGUGCCCAGCAGCGCCAGCCGGGAGCGCUCGCGACAGAAAGCCGGUGGCCCCUCACCUCCACCUGGGAUGCAGGAAGGAACACUGGCCUAUUCUCCUGUAGGUCCUGCAGCGGCCACACACCCCUUAGGCACCCAGGUCCAAGCUAGAUGUGAAGCUCAAGUGCAACUUCUGGGUGAGACUGGAAUCUGCAAGCUUCCAGGAAGACUCCGCCUCCAGCCGGCGCUGUGGAGCAGGGAGGACGUGCUGCACUGGCUGCGCUGGGCCGAGCAGGAGUACUCGCUCCCGCGCACCCCGGAGCGCGGCUUCCAGCUGAACGGCCGCGCGCUCUGCAUCCUCACCAAGGACGACUUCCGCCGCCGCGCUCCGGGUUCAGGUGACGUCCUGUAUGAGCUGCUCCAGUUCAUCAAGACCCAGCGGCGAGCCCUGGUGUGCAGGCCGUUCCUCCCGGGGACCUGCCGGCAGAGGACGCGCCCCGGGCUGCCCCAGGCCCCGGAAGAGGGGAUCGGGCCCUCUCAGGCAGCCCCCCAACCCACCGCCAAGUGCCUUCUGUCACAGCCACCAGCCCUGGGGCUUGCCAGCUCCUUCAGCCACCUGGGUUCUCUCAGUCCAGCCAGGCAGCCCCUCAGAUUAUCUCAUUGUGCAGAGCCCGGCUGCAGGACCAGGGGGGUCUGCUCCUUCCCCAGGAUGCCACGGGCCCCCAUUGAUGGCAGGAUCGCAGACUGCCACCUGCUGUGGGACUACGUGUACCAGCUGCUCCGGGACGCCAGGUACGAGCCCUACGUCAGGUGGGAGGACAAGGACGCCAAGGUCUUCCGAGUCGUGGAUCCGAACGGGCUCGCCAGACUCUGGGGGAACCAAAAGAACCGGGUGAACAUGACCUAUGAGAAGAUGUCCCGUGCCCUGCGCCACUACUACAAACUGAACAUCAUCAGGAAGGAGCCGGGGCAGAAGCUGCUGUUCAGGUUCCUGAAGACUCCAGAGGAGAAAGAGCACAAGAGCAGCCACCUGGAGCAGCUGGAGAGCCAGGAGCAGGGCGGGAUGGACUUCAAGGACAAGAUGCUUGUGGUCCCUCUGUGAGGGGCCAGCAGGCUCCAGCACGGAUGGGGCGGAGACCAAGCCUCCCCUCGAGGCAGCCCCCUGGCUCCUUGCAGGGCAGCGGGGAUUCCCAGACAGAUUGUGUGAUCCUGGAAUCGUAGCUGUCGUCUGGAACCCCAAGCUGCCUGGGACCUGGGGUGGCUGAGAGCUGGGAGGCCUCACACCCAGGACACUGGGAGAGGCUGGUCAACCUUUGUGUAAUGCAAACAGAGUGGACUGUCUUGCUGUCCUAUCCUGGGUACCUGCCCAGCCCAGGAGAGGUGGCCAGGCUCUGGCCCCGCCCAAGAGAGGACUGGAGGUCCCUCACAGAGGCUCAGUUUUCCUCAUCUGCAAAAGGGGUGCACUUAUAAAAACCCACCCUUGGGGAUGACGUAUGAAAUGGGAAAAGGGUCAGUUCUUUGGCGGCUUUAGCAAAUGACCGUGCUGGUAGCUGGUGCUUUUUAAGAGCUUCCUGUGUGCUGGCCUCAUGCUGAGGACCUCA